Messenger RNA from Homarus americanus (American lobster), 1831 nucleotides. Its product is annotated as aldehyde dehydrogenase, mitochondrial-like. The record is from RefSeq and is a predicted model, not a curated record. Lineage: Eukaryota; Metazoa; Arthropoda; Malacostraca; Decapoda; Nephropidae. Bases 115 to 1590 code for a protein of 491 amino acids. Gene Ontology annotation, molecular function: aldehyde dehydrogenase (NAD+) activity. The transcript has 14 exons.
ACACUGCACAAGAACACGUGACUGACCCCCCCCUCCCCCCCCUACCUGUGCUCAGUGGUUCCGUAGUCGCCGUAGUGAGAGGAGGUGUUGGAGCAACAUUGUUUCUCUACCAAGAUGGCCAUCAGAAACCCCGAGAUAAAAUACAAGGAGCUUUUUAUCAACAAUGAGUUCGUCAAAGCGGAAAGCGGACGGACCUUCCCCGUCUUCAACCCGACGACAGGGGAUGCUAUUUGCGAGGUUUCCGAGGCCGGCCCGGAGGAUGUGAACAAGGCGGUGGCAGCAGCUAGAAAGGCGUUCUCCAACACUGCCCCGUGGCGCACCAUGGACGCUUCCGAGAGGGCCAGACUCAUUCUUAAGUUGAGUGACCUGAUGGAGCGGGAUCUAUGUUACCUAGCCAGCCUGGACACCCUCGAUAACGGCAAGCCAUUCACUGAAUCUUUGUGCGAUCUGGAGUACAGCAUCAAGACUCUACGCUACUAUGCUGGCUGGUGUGACAAGAUCCAGGGGAGCACCAUCCCUUGUGAUGGAGAGUUCAUGUGCCUGACCCGCCGGGAGCCCUUGGGUGUGGUGGGACAGAUUAUCCCAUGGAACUACCCAGUCAUGAUGCUGGCGUGGAAAUGGGGGCCCGCACUUGCUACUGGUUGUACCAUCGUUCUUAAGUCCGCUGAACUCACCCCCAUCAGCUCCCUGUAUGUGGGAUCGCUGGUCAAGGAGGCUGGCUUUCCCCCUGGUGUGAUCAACAUUAUCCCUGGCAUGGGUCCAGUCGCUGGCCAUGCUAUCGCCCACCAUCAGGAUAUAGACAAGGUGGCAUUCACUGGUUCAACUGCCGUGGGGCGCAAGAUUAUGGGAGCUGCCAGCGAGUCUAACCUGAAGCGUGUCACAAUGGAGUUGGGCGGCAAGAGUCCACUCGUCGUUUGUUCCGACUGUGGAGACCUGGAUGAGGCUGCAGAAUUAUGCCACACAGCAAUGUUCGGUAACCACGGACAGAACUGCUGUGCUGGGUCCAGAACUUUUGUCCAUGAAUCCAUCUAUGACGAAUUUGUAAAGCGAGCAGUAAAGCUGGCAGAGGAACGGCCGGUUGGUGACCCAUUUGAUGAGAAGACACUGCUGGGGCCUCUGGUGAGCCAGACACAAAUGGAACGUGUGUUGGGCUACAUUGAGAAAGGUAAGAGCGAGGGCGCAAAGUUGGAAUGUGGUGGCGCACGUCUCGGCUCUGAGGGAUACUUCGUCUCGCCCACGGUCUUCUCCAAUGUGACAGACGACAUGACUAUUGCCAAGGAAGAAAUCUUUGGGCCUGUACAAGUGAUCCUCAAGUUCAGCAGCAUGGAUGAGGUGAUCAAACGCUCCAACAACACAGAGUAUGGCCUGGCUUCUGGUAUUAUCACCACCAACAUUAACAAGGCCAUAAUGUAUGCCCAAGCUGUUCAGGCUGGAUCAGUUUGGGUCAACUGCUAUGAUGUGUGUCUCCCACAAACACCAUUUGGAGGAUACAAACAAUCUGGUCAUGGACGGGAACUGGGCAAGGAGGGCCUGGAUGAAUACCUAGAGACGAAGACCAUCACAAUCAAGGUACAACGCAAGAUGUCUUAGAUUAAACGUAAGGUUCCUUCCAAGCUGUAUCACUCAUGAAAGAAGGGCAUAAGAAACCACCACAGAAUAACAUAGUAUUUAAUUUUAGUAUGUGUUGAAUUAAUUUGAUGCCUCAGAGGUGAAGGUGCAUGAUCAUGUUAAUAAUUUACUGUUGGAAACCUGCAUAUUAAUGUGAAUGUCAAGCUUUAAAAGAAAACUCAAUAUUGAUGUGAAUUUGUAAUGCUUUUGUGGGGGGGGAGGG